Messenger RNA from Mobula hypostoma (lesser devil ray), 4472 nucleotides. RefSeq names its product beta-1,4-galactosyltransferase 5-like. The record is from RefSeq and is a predicted model, not a curated record. Gene Ontology annotation, biological process: carbohydrate metabolic process. Gene Ontology annotation, molecular function: UDP-galactose:glucosylceramide beta-1,4-galactosyltransferase activity. NCBI's taxonomy places the organism in Eukaryota, Metazoa, Chordata, Chondrichthyes, Myliobatiformes, Myliobatidae. Gene Ontology annotation, cellular component: Golgi apparatus. Bases 439 to 1593 code for a protein of 384 amino acids. The transcript is spliced from 9 exons.
GCCGGGCACUUUACCUUCGUGGAAACAAAGGCUAUAAUCCCAAUGGCGAGAAAAAGUUUACAGAAAGAAGAAAAUACUUGGGCAACGUGUGUGUUUAAAAAUUUAAAAAGAGCAUCCCGAGACAGGAAAUGCUAUUAAAUAAUAAUUCUUCCUAUUUCCGAGUAAGAGGGCGGUGUUGACUUUCCAGCCGGAAGUUAGCAAAAAGCAAGAGCUUCACCGCCCUCGGUUGGGAGAUAGAGUCUUCCGUAUUCAUGAAUGUGGAGAGCAGGUUGCUCUUUUUUGCUGCUGUUUCAUCGCGGAGGCUCUCCUCCCUCUUUCUCUCUUAGAUAUAUAGUGUCUGUAGAAUUUCCUCUCCCUCAAUCCACAGCUGCUGUAGUUUUUUUUUCUCUGUAACUGCGGCGGCCGGAAUCUGUUUCUACAUUUAGUUUACAGCAUAAUAUGAGAAUUUUACGCAUCCCGAACCGUUCAGUAUUUGCGUUGCUGUUUCUCUUCUCCUUGUCAUCAUCAUUCCUCUACUUCAUAUAUGUAGCGCCUGGAUUAGUAAAUACUUAUCUAUUUAUGGUGCAAGCCCAAGGCAUCAUGAUUAGAGAGAGUGUGAAAACCAUGGGAUCCCAGAUGUAUGAGCAAGUGGUUCGUGGUACAUAUGCCAAGUUGAACAACAGUUUUAAUGGUACAGACUAUCCAGAUGACUUGAAUCAUAAUGAAACAUAUCUGCAAACCACAGCAUUUGUUCCUGAAGGCUUUACCUAUCAUGCAAAUCUUGCAUGUCCUGAAAGACUUCCUUCUAUGAAGGGCCCAAUCAAUGUAAACAUGACUGAAAUUUCAUUGGAGGAAAUCCAGGGGUUCUUCAGUAAGGAUCCUUACAUGCAGAUUGGUGGUCAUUGGAAGCCAAGGGAUUGCAUACCUCGUUGGAAGGUGGCAAUUUUAAUCCCUUUCCGCAAUCGUCACGAGCAUCUCCCUAUCCUUCUAAGGCAUCUGAUUCCAUUGCUGCAGCACCAGCGCUUGGAGUUUGCCUUUUAUGUCAUUGAGCAGGCAGGGUAUCACCCAUUUAACCGUGCAAUGCUCUUCAAUGUUGGAUUUUUGGAGGCUUUGAAAGAUAUGAACUGGGAUUGCAUAAUCUUUCAUGAUGUGGAUCACAUACCUGAAAAUGACCGCAACUACUAUGGCUGUGGGGAGAUGCCAAGACACUUUGCAGCCAAAUUAGAUAAAUAUAUGUACCUACUCCCUUACAAUGAAUUUUUUGGAGGAGUGAGUGGAUUAACAGUGGAACAAUUUAAGAAAAUCAAUGGGUUCCCAAAUGCAUUUUGGGGCUGGGGAGGUGAAGAUGAUGAUCUCUGGAACAGGGUGCAGUUUGCAGGCCUUACAGUAACAAGACCAGAGGGUGAUUUAGGAAAAUAUAAGUCUGUUCCUCAUCAUCAUCGAGGCGAAGUGCAAUUCUUGGGAAGAUAUGCCCUAUUGAGACAUUCGAAAGAAAGGCAACAGCUUGAUGGUCUGCAAAAUUUGAAGUACUUUCCAAACAUCACAGUUGAAUUCUUGUAUAAAAACAUAACUGUAAACUUGACACCGGAGCUGGCUCCAGUGAGCGAUUAUUAAGUGAUAAUAGUCAUAACGGAUUAGUGAGGGUUAGGGUCCUUUUUCAAGAAAAAAAAUGACGGAUAUAUAAUUUUUGCUGGCUAAAAAAUCUGCAGUAACGCAAAGCAGGACUGUAUAAUCUUGAAGAAGACAUCAACAAACUUGGUUAUGCAGAGUUUUCUGUUCAAUACCAGUGUAGAAAGAGCUGAUGGAUAUGGAACAUCAGGUUUGAAAUUCAUUAUAUCAUGAACUCCAUCAGUGUAACCUCUUAUUCACAUUUUUUCAGUUGGAUAAUAGAGCACCAACAGCCAAGUUAGAAACGUAAACUGAUGAAUCCAAGUAAGUUUCAUGGUAAUGAGUAAAACUGAAUUUUAAGGCUGCAGAACGAGAUGGAGAUAAUUACAUUGCAGUGAGCAGUUGUUUUCCAAUCAUAUGAUUCAAUUAGCUGAAAAUCAUGCCUUUUCCAAUUUUUUUUAUUCACUAGCAUUUGUUAAUUUACUUCCAGUGAAUGAUAUUUUUUGUAAAUAAGCUGUGAAUUGCCAGAUAUUUUUUUAUUUAUAGUCGACUAAACCACAAAGUUUACAUGUUGAGAUCAAUGCGUGUCAGAUGCUAUUGUAAACCAGGCACAGAAUACUCUGGACAUCACCUCUUUAGUUUUAAAUGUGAGGGAGUUUGGUUAGUACGUGCUCAUGUACAUAUGAUUUAGUGAUGUUUCAAUUGUCUUUACUGCUACGCAUUCAUGCUGCUGAAAUCCAUGGAUUGUUCUGUGUAAGUUUGUUAUUUCAACUCUCGGCUCUUAAUGUUUAAAUCUGGUUGCUUCAGUUUAUUUAGUGUAACUUUUUAAAAAAUUUGAGUCAGCUAUAUUUUGUUUCAAAAGAACUGUGUGGGCCAAUGAUACCAUGGCAAUUUGUUAUCAAUUGGUAAAAUGCAAGACUGGAAGUGUGGAAUAUUGUGGCAACAUCAACUCUAUAGUACUGAGAUUCUCCUCUUCCAAAAUGCGUUGUUUUGAGGGUCCAAUUAUCUCCUUUGAUCCAAGGCAGCUGAUAACUUUGAUGUAUCUGCCUGAAUAAAUCAUGUAUUUUCUUUGUCAUUUCUACCAACCUACCCUUUCCUACCCACCACCUUAACUGCCACAUUUGUGAAGGUCAGCUUUAUCAAGUUGGUGCUAAUGCCCAUUUAAGUUAAUAGCUUUUUGAAAUAUUUCUAGUAUUAGAUGUUGUAGUACACUACAUUAGGAUAUGGAGUUAUACUUAAGGUUCUUAAGAGUUUGUAUCAAGGAUAAAUGAGGUAUUUCUCCUUGUUGGUAGAAAAUGAUGAGCCUAUCUGUGGCACUUUGAUUUUUCUGCAGGGGUCUGUUAUGCACACCAAGAGAAAGGAUGAGCAACAUAGAAUGUCUUUUUUAAAGAUAUAAUAUGGACAUGUAUGUAUCUGUAUAUUUUUGUAUUCAUCUUUGGUUUGCAAUUUUUAAUUGUUCAUGAGCUCAUCUACCAAUGAAUGGUAGUGACAUCAUGCAGACCCCAUCCUCUGCAGUAAGGAACAAUCCAUGUGAAUAAAUUUCUGGGUCAUGAUCAGUCAGUAUGAGAGGACAUCUAAGGAUGGAAUUCAUCCUGUCCAUUGUUUUGUUUUAGCCUAAAGGUUGGUUUGAGUACAUAACAAAAUUCUUUUGGACUCAGCUAAUUUUUUUGUUAAAAUUUUCAAGACGGAAUUUCAUUCAAUUAGACUUCUGUCCUUGAAAGGCUGUUAGCCUUAUUCACUUGCAUUUAAAGCUGAUGUUUCACAAGAGUAUUAUAUAUAUGCACAUAUAUAUAUAUAUUUAAAGUUAGAGUAUGAUGCAGGUAGAGCGUGUGGCAAUAAAGAAAAUACCGAUUGCUAUUGAUAGUGGUUCAAAAUGAUAAUGUAUUGCUGUUUCUGAAACCAGUAUAUUGCUUUGAAACAGAAAAUAAGCUUAGUUGUGUUUCAUUUUGAUUAUAGCUACAUGUAACUAUAUUUUGUGCUUACCCCUCUUUUCUAUUCUCCUACAGAUUCUUGCAUCCUUAUUCCUAUCAUUCUCUCUUCUCCCCUUUGCCCCUUAUCCCCUAUUGUCACUCUCCUCCCCCACCCCCUAGCACCAUCUCCAGACCAUCCAAAUGGCUUUGAAGCACUUAAAUAUAUAGAGUUCAUGGUUUGGUGUUUUCUAUACUAUUUAAGUUUUGUGUAUUUCUGUAAAGGAGAACAAAUUCAUUUGCAUGUCCCCAUCUGCUAGCAAAAGCAUCUUUCAAAAAUGCAAAACUUGGUUGUCCAUUGGGAAUCUGCCGUAAGACAGAGAACACCCUAAUCUACAAAGUAUUACUGCUUGUGGUAAUUUGCAAUUAUAAUUUUUAAUGUGACUAUCAAGUGAUUUGAACCAUAUUUUGGAGAAUAAAUAUACGUUUCCAUUAUUUCAUCUAAGGUUCCCUUUCCACAACAAACUUGGUUCAUGCUGUGGCAAAUCUUAGUUUCCCAUUCUAGUCAUUUCUAUUGGUGCACCGGCCCCAUCGUAUACAAAUAUUUUCCAUAAAUAGCCCUGGGCAGACAAGUUAAUAGAAGAAAGCCAGGAAUCUUAAAUUUUGACAGAACACUGCAGGCGGUUGUGCAAAACACUUAAUACAAUCUUUUCUCCAAUGUUGGCAUGAAUUGUUUAUAAAAUAUUGUUUAUUUUAUUUGUUGUAUCGUCUAGUUUUUGCAUGUUUCUAAGUAGAGCUGGACAAAUCAGCAAAGUUCUCAACCUGUGCACUGAAAAACAUCAAAGUAUUACUUCUCACCUCAAAGCCUUCUGUCUUUCACAUGUUUGAUCAUUUGUUUAUACAUUUUUGUAUUAAUUUAUGGAUAAUUUUCAAUAAAAAGUGACAUCUAAUGAGCUUGUGUAGCACAUCAGUAAUUCA